GCGCAGGGACCGGGCGCGGGGCGCGCGCGCGGCAGGACGCAGGCUCCGCGAUGGCGCUGUCCGCCGCGGACAGGGCAGCGGUGCGCGCGCUCUGGAGGAAGCUGGGGAGCAACGUCGGCAUCUACACAACCGAGGCCUUGGAGAGGUGCGGCCACCCGGCCCCCGUGACCUCCGGCUCCCGGGCUUUGCGCCUCCGCCGCCGCGCCGGGUACCCCCGCCCCCCGGGCUUCCUCCCCAGGACGCACCUCACUCGAGCUUCCUCCCGCAGGACCUUCGCGUCCUUCCCCGCCACCAAGACCUACUUCCCCCACUUCGACCUGAGCCCCGGCUCCGCCCAGGUCAAGGCCCACGGCAAGAAGGUGGCCGAUGCGCUGACCCUCGCCGUGGCCCACCUGGACGAUCUGCCGGGCGCGCUGUCGGCGCUGAGCGACCUGCACGCGCUCCAGCUGCGGGUGGACCCCGUCAACUUCAAGUUCCUCGGCCACUGCCUGCUGGUCACCCUCGCCCGGCACUACCCCGGAGACUUCGGCCCCGCCAUGCACGCCUCGCUGGACAAGUUCCUGAGCCACGUGAGCGCGGCGCUGGCCUCCAGCUACCGCUAGACUCCAGGGGGCGUCGCGGGACCCCAGCCGCCCCUCCCGAGAGCUCCGGAGUCCCAGUAAAGUCCAGCCAGAAAGCCUCGACCGGCCGCACGUGUCGUCUCUGGGGGCGCGCGCGGGUCUGCGGGGUCGGGGGGUCCGGGCACCUCUGAGGCGCACCCCACGUCAUCAGACCCGGGCGCGCCCCUGGCUGCUCGCUGGGCGCCCUGCGCGGUCGAGGGGAGCCCUAGGUCGCCCCCAUCCCUGGCGCCCGAGACAGGCUUGGGGAGGGGCCCGGACCGUCCUCCGGAACCGCCCUCAGGGUCCACCCUCCGGGAAGGGGAGGGAGCGGCGCCUCCUGCCGGCGGGGCCCAGGACCUGCGCAGACUAAGGCCCUGGAGGGGGCCCUGGAGGCCGGUGUGAGAGGCCCUCGCCAGACCCUGGACCUGGGCGGUGGGAGUCGUGUAGUAGACAAGGUGGAUCCGGCGGGAGCCCUGCCUACACCCCACACUUCUGAGGAGACAGACGUCAGAGCAUUUUUCUGUUUUGUUUUGUUUUUAGCUAUUUCUUCUCCAAAUCAAUCAUAGUCAUUAAAGAAACAGAAAAUAGCGCACUUACUGCCCCUUCCUCUGUAUCCCAGCGGGUCCAGCGCAUCCACCUGGCGCAGGAGCAACUGUGAACACACGGGGAGGACAUGGGGUCAGAUCAAGAGCGUGUGUGUCACACACACACACACAUACACAGACACGCAGGCGUGCAACAAGCUAACAUUGAAUGCACAGCGCUCCAGGUCCUUCCGGGAACAUUUGGAUAUAUUUUUCUUAAAUGGCAUCCUCAAAGUGACACUGGGAAAAGUGGCACAUAGGACAUAUAGAGAGGAAAGUGCCCGGUCCGGGGAGGGAAGAACAGCAACAUGGGGGGAUUGGAGAAAAAUACUGUCACAGACAGCGGGGGAAGGGUUCCAACCUUCCUCACACAAGACACACCUCCACAUUCUUUUACCUUCCCCCACCUUUUUCUGAGCUAGUGAACCCAGCAGAAGAGCAAGUGGAAGGAGAAACUGGCAGCUCACAGGGGCCGAUGGCACACAGACAUUUGCAGUGAUCCUCAAACACGUGCAUGUUGAAAUGCUCCUUAACAGGAUAAUGAGCAGGAAAAGACAUAAAAAGGCAAGAUCUAAUACACUUGUGCUGGAAGUGUACCCCAGAAUGACCUUCUG
This is a messenger RNA of Mustela erminea (ermine), 1797 nucleotides long. RefSeq names its product hemoglobin subunit theta 1 (gene HBQ1). Gene Ontology annotation, biological process: oxygen transport; hydrogen peroxide catabolic process. The transcript is spliced from 2 exons. Gene Ontology annotation, cellular component: haptoglobin-hemoglobin complex; blood microparticle; hemoglobin complex. The record is from RefSeq and is a predicted model, not a curated record. NCBI's taxonomy places the organism in Eukaryota, Metazoa, Chordata, Mammalia, Carnivora, Mustelidae. Bases 51 to 602 code for a protein of 183 amino acids. Gene Ontology annotation, molecular function: peroxidase activity; heme binding; organic acid binding.